Molecule: messenger RNA, 2790 nt
Organism: Arachis stenosperma
Lineage: Eukaryota; Viridiplantae; Streptophyta; Magnoliopsida; Fabales; Fabaceae
Exons: 3
Coding region: 1-2790 (929 amino acids)
Biological process (GO): DNA integration
Molecular function (GO): RNA-DNA hybrid ribonuclease activity; nucleic acid binding
Source: RefSeq, a predicted model, not a curated record
AUGAUAAGAGCCAACAGAGACUUGUUCGCCUGGACACCGGCCGACCUGCCGGGCAUAGACCCAAGAGUCAUGUCGCAUCAUCUAGCCAUCAAGGCGGAAGCGCGUCCAGUAGCCCAACGUAGGAGGAAAAUGUCGGCAGAAAGGGCAGAGGAGGUGGCCAAGCAGACGACCAGCCUCCUCGAGGCAGGCUUUAUACGAGAAGUAGACUACUCGACAUGGCUCUCGAACGUAGUCCUGGUGAAAAAGCACAACGGCAAGUGGAGAAUGUGCGUAGAUUACUCUGACCUCAACAAAGCUUGUCCGAAGGAUUGCUUCCCCCUCCCUAACAUAGACGCACUCGUCGAUGCCGCGGCGGGAUAUCGGUAUCUGAGCUUUAUGGACGCCUACUCCGGGAAGACAGUUGAAGUCUACGUGGACGACAUCCUUGCGAAGACGACACGACCUGACGAUCUCUUAAACGAUCUGGCAAGUGUCUUUGCGUCCCUCCGGCGAUAUGGCAUGAGGCUGAACCCCCUCAAGUGUGCUUUCGCCAUGGAAGCAGGGAAAUUCCUUGGAUUCAUGAUAACCCAGAGAGGGGUGGAAGCCAACCCGGAGAAGUGCCAAGCCAUACUCCAGAUGAAGAGCCCGGGCGAUAUAAAGGACGUCCAAAGGUUAGCGGGACGGCUGGCCUCGCUGUCACGGUUUCUCGGAGCAUCGGCAACAAAGGCCCUGCCGUUCUUCAGCCUCAUGAAGAAAGGAAUAGCGUUCGAAUGGACACCCGCAUGCGAGGAAGCCUUUCAGCACUUUAAGGAAAUUCUGGCGGCACCCCCGGUCCUCGGGAAGCCAAAAGAUGGGGAACCGUUGUACCUUUAUCUCGCUAUAACAGGAGAAGCUUUGGCCGCAGUCUUGGUGUUAGAAGAAGGGAGGAAGCAGCAACCAGUCUACUUUGUCAGCAGGGCCCUACAAGGGGCAGAAUUGAGGUAUAACAAAUUGGAAAAGCUAGCUCUGGCACUCCUGACCUCUUCGCGGAGGUUAAAGCAAUACUUCCAAAGUCACCAGAUUGUCGUAAGAACAGACCAAGGGAUCCGACAAGUGCUCCAAAAACCCGACUUGGCGGGAAGAAUGAUGACCUGGUCCAUUGAACUCUCCCAAUACGACAUACGAUACGAACCCCGGCAAGCCAUCAAGGCGCAGGCGAUGGCGGAUUUUUUGGUAGAAGUAGCGGGGGAUCCGGCCGAAGACACGACCACACGGUGGAAGCUCCAUGUUAACGGAGCCUCCAACCAAGCGUUCGGGGGCGCCGGGAUCAUCCUGGAGAGCCCAGCCGGGGUCGUGUAUGAACAGUCAAUUAAGUUCGAGUUCCCCGUCUCAAAUAACCAAGCAGAAUAUGAAGCCCUUAUAGGAGGACUGGCCUUGGCGACAGAAGUUGGGGCAACGAGGUUAGAGAUAUGCAGCGACUCGCAGAUCGUCACUUCCCAAGUGAACAGGAGCUACCAAGCUAGGGACUCCCGGCUGCAGAAAUACCUGGAAAAAGUCAGGGACUUGAGCCGGAAGUUUGAAGAAGUCACGAUCCAGCACGUUCCAAGAGAAAGGAACACACGGGCAAAUCUCUUGUCGAAGUUGGCCAGCACUAAACCAGGAGAGGGCAACCGAUCUCUCAUCCAAGGGAAGAUGAAAGAGCCGGCAGUCACACUACACCUCUCAAAGCUAAACCCCUCCUGGCUGGACCCCAUCACCGACUUCUUAGAAAACGGCAAGCUCCCCGACAACGAAAAAGACGCCAAGAAGCUAAGAAGGGAAGCUGCCAGAUAUGCCAUCAUCCAGGGACAGCUGUUCAGAAAAGGGUUCAACCACCCCCUGCUGAAGUGUUUGCACCCCGACCAGACGGAUUACGUCCUUAGGGAAGUCCAUGAGGGGUGUUGCGGCCACCACAUAGGAGGCAAGGCCCUAGCGAGGAAGUUAAUCCGAGCCGGAUAUUAUUGGCCAUCAAUGAUGACCGACUCCAUGGAAUUUGCUAACGUCCUCCCGACCGUUCUCCCAAUGGGGAGUCGACCUCUUAGGACCCUUUUCCAAGCCGAACCGCUGGCCAGUAUAUCCUCGUCCAAUUGUAGGAAAUUCUUGUGGAGACAAGUCAUAACGCGGUUCGGCAUCCCGGAAGUCAUCAUCUCGGACAAUGGGACACAGUUCACCGACAAGAAAUUCACAGAAUUCCUCACCGGCCUGGGCAUAAAGCAGAGAUUCUCCUCGGUGGAACAUCCACAGACAAACGGCCAGGUCGAAUCCGCAAAUAAAAUCAUCUUGUUAGGUCUUAAGAAACGGUUGGACAGCAAAAAAGGCGCUUGGGCCGACGAGCUCGCCUCAGUCCUAUGGUCCAACCGAACAACAGAGCAGUCCUCCACUAAGGAAACACCCUUCCGACUAACGUACGGGACAGAUGCAGUGAUACCAGUGGAGAUCGGGGAACCGAGCCCACGACUACUCCUGAAGGGAGUAGAGGAAACUGUCGAAAAGGACCUGAUAGAGGAAACCAGGGAAAUGGCCCACCUGGCCGAAGCGGCAUUAAAACAAAGAAUGGCCUUACGUUAUAAUGCCAAAGCGCACAAAAGAAAGUUCGAAGAGAACGACCUCAUUUUGAGGCGUAACGACAUCGGCCCGCCCACCCUUGGGGAAGGCAAGCUGGCGGCAAACUGGGAAGGACCAUACCGAAUCAAAGAGGUAAUCGGAAGAGGAGCAUACAAGCUAGAAAAACUCAGCGGCAAAGAGGUCCCGAGGACAUGGAAUGCGGAUAACUUGAGAAGGUUUUAUUCCUAA